Kickxella alabastrina is the source of this 1177-nucleotide messenger RNA. RefSeq names its product domain found in IF2B/IF5-domain-containing protein. Gene Ontology annotation, molecular function: translation initiation factor binding; translation initiation factor activity; mRNA binding. The record is from RefSeq and is a predicted model, not a curated record. Gene Ontology annotation, biological process: formation of cytoplasmic translation initiation complex; formation of translation preinitiation complex; translational initiation. Lineage: Eukaryota; Fungi; Kickxellomycota; Kickxellomycetes; Kickxellales; Kickxellaceae. The transcript has 3 exons. Bases 182 to 1066 code for a protein of 294 amino acids. Gene Ontology annotation, cellular component: eukaryotic translation initiation factor 2 complex.
GGGGAUAAUAUUUCGCUUUUUAUGCUUAAGAAAAUUGUAGAGUCACAAAAAAGAGCUUAUUUAACGUCAAAUAGUAAAGUUGAAUUCAAGUUUUUUUUCCAAUUAAUUUUAAUUCUACUAAUUUUAUUCUUUUAGUACACGAUCGAAACACUUUAUACAUUUCAAUCUUUUCAUUACAAAAAUGAGCGACGAACUAGUACAGAAGCUCGAGAAAACCAAAAUUGACGAGCAGGAGGAGGACGGAGCCUUCGAUUUGAACACGCUCAAGAAGAAGAAGAAGUCAAAGUCCAAGAAGAUUAACCUAGAUGAGCUUGACGCCGACAAUGAGGCUGGUGCUGAGAGCAAGGCCGAUGAGGACAGCUUUGCUGACCUCAAGAAGAAGAAGAAGUCAAAGUCCAAGACCGUGUCGUUUGGAGAGGAUGAUGGCGCUGCUGAGGAGGCUGGCGAGACCGGCGAGGCGUUUGACAUAUCCUCGAUGAAGAAGAAGAAGAAGUCGAAGAAGAGCCUGGCGGCGUUCGAAGCCGAGCUCGGCGGUGAGGAGACCCAGGCCGAGGCUUCGUCCGAGGGUAAGGCGAGCGAGCCCUGGAUCGGCACUGACCGCGACUACACCUACGCGGAGCUUCUCGGCCGGUUCUUCAGCAUCCUGCGCGAUACCAAUCCUGACUCUGCGGGUAUCAAGGGCAAGUACAUCAUGGGACGGCAAGAAGCGCACGGCUUUGCCAACAUUGAGGACAUUGCCAAGAAGAUGCACAGGCAGUCCGACCACGUCAUCCAGUAUCUGUACUCCGAGCUGGGUACCACCGGUUCGGUUGACGGCAACAAGCAUCUGAUUAUCAAGGGCCGUUUCCAGCAGAAGCAGAUCGAGAACGUGCUGCGCCGGUACAUUACUGAGUAUGUUACUUGCAAGACCUGCAAGGGCGGUGACACGAGGCUUUCAAAGGACAACUCCCUGUACUUUGUCAAGUGCGAGUCGUGCGGGUCUUCGCGCUCGGUGAUGGCGAUCAAGAAGGGUUUCCAGGCUCAGACCAAGGACAAGAGAAAGGCAGAGCGUUUGGCCAAUGCUUAAUCAUCGCGUGGCUGAUUAAUUAUUUUUUGUAGCGAAUUGUGUUGGGGGGUGGAGGUAUUCUUUUUUUGGGGGUAAUCUCUUAAUUUCAGGCAGCACGCACAUGUUUGAUUC